ACAUUGUCCAAUCGUGUGCGGGAUCGACCCGUUGUAUCCAACGAGAGUGGACUUUCAACAAACUCGACAGAAAAGCGGAGACAGGCAGACACCAUUUCUCUCUCAGCGCCUUUGGACGUCUAUCCACACGAAGGCAAAGAGCCAAGAAAUAAAUCAUCUUUUUCUAAACAGGAAUAUUAUUAUCUAGCUAGCUAAAUUAAAUUACAAAAUUAGCCAUGGCCGAUACAGCUGUUGACACUACCGCAACUGCAGAGGUUACAGCCAAGGAGCUGAAAGAGAAGAAAGAAGUAGAAGUGAAGCAAAAGGAGGAGGAGGAGGAGGAGGAGAAGACCGACAACGGGGACGCACCUGCCAAUGGCACAAAUGGUGCUGAUCACAGUGACAAAGUGGGAAAAAACGGAGAGGAGAAACACAAGAAUGGAGAUGGGGAAGCAGAGGAGGCGCCCCCUGCUGAGGAGACUGACGCACAGCCUGCAAAGCGUGCAGCUGAAGAGGAGGAUGAGGAAAAGGUGGAGACAAAAAAGCAGAAAAAAGAGGAAAAUGGAGAUUCAAAAGAGGAAGAAGUGAAGGCUUAGGUCUCUGCCCUGUUACGUGUUUGCAGCACUCUUACCAGCCUUAACAUCCUGUUGUAGAGCUUGUGCUUUCUGUACCUUUUUUUUGAGAAAUAUCUUUUAGUUUGCGCCCAUGUUAUCACAUUGCACUGGAGUCCUGAAACAUAGUGGCCCUGCAUCCUUUUUUUUAUGAAAUGUUAUUUAUUGGUCUUUAAAAUUAGCUUUUUUUCUACUUGUACAAAUUGGGCCACACCAUGAGAUCAGUUUUUUCAUUUCUUGAGGUUUUAUAUCGGUAUGUUAGAAGCACAAUCUCUAUGACAGUGCUGACCAGAAGAUUCAUACAUAUAGGCAGCUGCUCACCUCCAAGGCUCAUGUUGACCUCAGAUCCACUUAAAGGACCAAAGAUAAGUUUUAAGCAGGGGCUAAUGGACAGUUAUUAGCAUUAUUAGUUGAGGCAUCAUUUUUUGUGUUGAGCUGCUAGUUAAUCCUUGGCUUGGCUGCCCUGUUAAAAUAACAGAUGGUGCAAAUAAAUAAAGGGGCUCUGUCUUGUGCCUCCAUGAUACAAUAUCUUGAUCUUGUUUUAUGGAAGCAAGAUUUUGCAAUUUAAAUUAACCCCUCUUAAAUCUUAAAGCUUUGGUCAUUUGUUCUGUAUGCAUUCCACGCAAGUUUGUACCAUUUAUAUUUUGUGUUUUUUUUUACAUUUUCAAUGAGUUUUAUGUUAUGGCUGGGUAGCCCAGUUUUGUGUCAAAGACUGCCUUUUUCAGAACCAGAAUGACAUUCGGUUAGUUCAGCCACUGCUUUGUAUAUUCUGAUUAACAAAUAAAUUGUCUUUUUACUUAA
This is a messenger RNA of Etheostoma spectabile (orangethroat darter), 1391 nucleotides long. Its product is annotated as prothymosin alpha. The coding region runs from base 216 to 575 and encodes 119 amino acids. The record is from RefSeq and is a predicted model, not a curated record. Lineage: Eukaryota; Metazoa; Chordata; Actinopteri; Perciformes; Percidae. The transcript is spliced from 5 exons.